Messenger RNA from Cornus florida, 1569 nucleotides. Its product is annotated as lipid phosphate phosphatase delta-like. Gene Ontology annotation, cellular component: endoplasmic reticulum membrane. Gene Ontology annotation, molecular function: sphingosine-1-phosphate phosphatase activity. The coding region runs from base 199 to 1422 and encodes 407 amino acids. The record is from RefSeq and is a predicted model, not a curated record. Lineage: Eukaryota; Viridiplantae; Streptophyta; Magnoliopsida; Cornales; Cornaceae. The transcript is spliced from 8 exons.
ACGGUCAUCACUACCAAAAAAAUAAUAAUAAUAAUUAAAUUAAAAACUCAAAAAUAGAGAAAUUUAUCACCCGUCCAAGUCCAGGCGCGAUAGUUUCAAUUUGCUUAUUUUCUGUGUUUGGUACCGUUGAUGUUUUUAUUAGGAUCCCUCUUUUACAGAGAGAAGAGAGAGAGACAGAAUAAUUAAAGAGAGAGAAUAAUGGAGAGCACACUUUGCUGGCAACUGGUGUCUCUGUGUGGGAUUGCCUCGUGGAUUGUCGUAUCUUCAUUAUUCAAUGUGACCCAGAAGCUUAGAUCCUUCACCCAACCUUGGGUCUCUCGUCAGGUCGUCUCUGGCAUUCCUACCAUCCUUCAGAUCCAGAAAUACCGGCAUGAAUUGUUGGAUGCUUUAUUCUCUGGGUUGUCUUGUGUGGUCUCUGUUCCUUUCUACACAGCUUUCCUUCCCUUGCUCUUCUGGAGUGGACAUGGCUUAUUGGCUAGGCAGAUGACAUUGUUGAUGGCUUUUUGUGAUUAUUUAGGGAACUGUAUAAAGGAUGUGGUAUCAGCUCCUAGACCCAGUUCACCACCUGUUAGGAGAGUGACUGCUACCAAAGAUGAGGAAGAGAAUGCAAUGGAAUAUGGACUGCCUUCUUCUCACACUCUUAACACAGUUUGCUUAUCUGGAUACCUUCUCCACUAUAUUCUAUCCUACACUCAAAAUAAAGAUGCCUCCAUGGAACUUGCAGGUUUCACCAUGGUUUGCUUGAUUGUGGGCCUCAUUGGCCUGGGAAGAAUUUACCUCGGCAUGCAUAGUGUGGUUGAUGUCAUAGCUGGUCUUGCUUUUGGAUUGGUGAUACUUGCAUUUUGGCUUACCGUUCAUGAGUACAUCGACAAUUUUAUAAUUUCAGGACAGAAUGUUACAAUGUUUUGGGCCGCCCUUAGCUUCUUGUUGCUCUUUGCUUAUCCAACACCAGAGCUUUCAACUCCAAGCUUUGAGUAUCAUGCAGCGUUCAGCGGUGUUGCAUUGGGAAUCGUAACUGGGAUCCAGCAAACCUACCAUCAAUUUCACCAUGUAAAUGUUGCUCGAAUUUUUACACCUCAACUGACAAUCCUUAUGUUUGUGGGAAGAAUGCUAGUGGGAAUCCCAACAAUACUCCUUGUGAAGUUCUGUAGCAAAGCUCUGGCAAAAUGGGGUCUUCCCAUAAUAGCGAACACCUUGGGCAUCCCAAUAAGAUCAACCGGCUACAUCCCAGCACUAAGUGCUUCAAUUACUGAUAAAAAGUCAGAUGAAACUAAGCAAUCAAGUUACCUCCAAAAAUUGUUCUUCUUCUCCCGUCAGAAGACUUUUGAUGUUGACACUGGUAUAAGGCUUCUUCAGUAUGCUGGUCUUGCAUGGUCUGUGGUAGAUCUUGUUCCAUCUUUAUUCUCUCUCCUGAGUGUGUGAUGCUCUGUAGUUGUUGUAUAAUAUUAACCUUUUUCUUUUUAGCCAUUGGUCUGCUUUUAGCUAAGAUUAAUGGAAAUGUAUUUUUAUGUUGAUUUUGUACAACACACCGCGUUUAGUAAGGAAACACCCGGACGAUAUUUUAGGCCA